Molecule: messenger RNA, 965 nt
Organism: Calidris pugnax (ruff)
Lineage: Eukaryota; Metazoa; Chordata; Aves; Charadriiformes; Scolopacidae
Gene: POU3F3
Product: POU class 3 homeobox 3
Biological process (GO): regulation of transcription by RNA polymerase II; brain development
Cellular component (GO): nucleus
Molecular function (GO): RNA polymerase II cis-regulatory region sequence-specific DNA binding; DNA-binding transcription factor activity, RNA polymerase II-specific
Source: RefSeq, a predicted model, not a curated record
CGCGACGACCUGCACUCGGGCGCGGCGUUGCACCACCGGCCGCCCCACCUGGGCCCCCCGCACCAGGGGCACCCGGCGGCCUGGGGGGCGGCGGCGGCGGCCGCCCACCUGCCCUCCAUGGCCGGCGGGCAGCAGCAGCAGCAGUCGCUCCUCUACUCGCAGCCGGGGGGCUUCACGGUGAACGGCAUGCUGAGCCCCCCCCCCGGCGGGCAGAGCCUGGUGCACCCGGGGCUGGUGCGCGGCGAGACGCCGGAGCUGGGCGAGCACCCCGGGCACCACCACCACCACCACCACCAGCACCCCGGGCACCACCCGCCCCACCACGGCGGCGUCAACAGCCACGACCCGCACUCGGACGAGGACACGCCGACCUCCGAGUUCAAGCAGCGCCGCAUCAAGCUGGGCUUCACCCAGGCCGACGUGGGCUUGGCCCUGGGGACCCUCUACGGCAACGUCUUCUCGCAGACCACCAUCUGCCGCUUCGAGGCCCUGCAGCUCAGCUUCAAGAACAUGUGCAAGCUGAAGCCGCUGCUGAACAAGUGGCUGGAGGAGGCCGACUCCUCCACCGGCAGCCCCACCAGCAUCGACAAGAUCGCGGCGCAGGGGAGGAAGAGGAAGAAGCGGACCUCCAUCGAGGUGAGUGUCAAGGGGGCCUUGGAGAGCCACUUUCUGAAAUGCCCCAAGCCCUCCGCCCAGGAGAUUACGAACCUAGCGGACAGCCUGCAGCUGGAGAAGGAGGUGGUCAGGGUUUGGUUUUGCAAUCGGAGGCAGAAAGAGAAACGGAUGACCCCCCCGGGGAUCCAGCAGCAGACCCCCGACGAUGUCUACUCCCAGGUCGGCACCGUCAACUCCGACACGCCGCCCCCUCACCACGGACUGCAGACCAGCGUGCAGUGAGGGGCACCGCGGGCGGGCCGGGGGCGCGGGGGGCAGCGGAGGGGCCGGCACCGGGGCCGGGGCAACCG